ACAUUGUGGAACUAUCUCAUCUCAGAUCCUAUAUUCAUAUCCAAUUAUUCGCGGAGAAACCCACAACAUCAUGUCUCUGGUAUCUUCUUACAAAAAUUCUUGUUUCUUGAACAGUACUCGAAACUUGAGUUCAUUACAUGUGAAGGACUGGAUGCUGCUGCCCCAGAGCCAUCUCUUUGUUUCAUUGAAGAUGAUCAAGGUGUUUUUAUACAACAUUCCUGCAAUGGCCUUCUUCUAUGCAGCAGUUUUCGAUGCCAUGAAGAUGAUAGGAAGUACUACAUCUGUAAACUCACCACUAAGCAAUAUCACCAGCUGCCUAAACCUGGAUGCAAGAUUGUGUUUGGCAUUAACAUGGCAUAUGAUCCUACCAUAUCACCCCAUUACAAAAUCAUAUGCGUAUGUGACUCCAACACGAUUAAGAUGUAUGAUUCAGCCAUAGGAUCAUGGAGAGUCUCAGGAAAUCAUCAAGUUUUUUCCCAUGUUUUGUUAUUCAAUCGAGGUGUCUUUCUGAACCGUGCAUUGCAUUGGAUUAGCAGAGGAGCCUUGGCACUUCGAUUUGAUAUUGAACAAGAGCGUAUGCUCACAAUGCCAAUGCCUCCGAUCCCAGAGGGGCGGUCAGAAAGGAGAUUGGGAUAUUUCGGUGAAUCGGGAGGGCAUCUAUGUCUCAUUGAGAUAUACGGUCCUAUAACCACUCGCUGUGAUGUGAUGAGGAUGGAGAGUGACUACUCAGGCUGGUCGGUGAGGUACCGUGUUGAUCUUUCUAGAAUAGCGUCUUCCUUUCCAUCAAUGGUGAGGAACAAUGUGCAGGACAUCCAUCGUUACUUGUUCUCUAUACUACAUCUAGCUGACAGAUCACAAGUAAGAGAAGAUGAAUCAUCCAUGUGGCUGCAUAUUCCGGGCACAUCCAUCUCCUACAACCUUAAAGACGGAAAAUGGAGCAAGCUUCAAAGUAUCUUACAUCAAAAAACCAAGAUUGAAGAAGGUAUGGGAUUAUGGCAUUCAUGGGAGGGAGUCCAUCCAUAUACCAAUACUCUUUGUUACUUUUGAUUUGUCUUUAAUCACUUUCAUAAACGACUACUAAAUAAUUCUAAUUACAAGCUAGCUAGCUAGUUUCGUUA
Molecule: messenger RNA, 1118 nt
Organism: Populus euphratica (Euphrates poplar)
Lineage: Eukaryota; Viridiplantae; Streptophyta; Magnoliopsida; Malpighiales; Salicaceae
Product: F-box protein At5g07610-like
Exons: 1
Source: RefSeq, a predicted model, not a curated record